Eruca vesicaria subsp. sativa (arugula) is the source of this 1710-nucleotide messenger RNA. The record is from the annotation of a GenBank genome assembly. NCBI's taxonomy places the organism in Eukaryota, Viridiplantae, Streptophyta, Magnoliopsida, Brassicales, Brassicaceae.
GCUUUUGCAACACUCUGAUUCCAUUCAUUCACUCCUAUCAAAGAAAAACUUUUGUACCAAAAACAAUUACCAAAAAAAAACACAAAAAAGAGAGCCUUUCGUAACACACUGAUUCCGUGUAGUCAUGGACCCUCCCAACCCCAAGCGACCUCGCCACGACCCUUCCGUCGAAAACCCCAUCUCCUACUCCCUCCGUAUCCCUCCACCUUUCAACCAAAGCAACGUCGACACAACGAUCUCCUCUUUCCUCUCCUUAUCCGACCUGCCUCUCUUCUCCUCCUCGCCACUCUCCAUCGCCUGCUCCUUCGAUCGAGUCCUCGACAAAGUUAUCACCCCCUCCUCCACUGAUGACACCUCCGAUCGUUUCCUCGAUCGCACUCUCCAGCUCGCGUCGCUUCUCCACAACUCCACCAAACGCUGCAUCAGGAAACGCGCCACGGCUCAAAACUCUGUCUCCUGGCCUCUUCUCCCUGAACUAACCACCAAGGUGUUUUCGAUGCUUGAUAUGAAGUCUUUAAUGCAAGCUUCUGUGUGCUGCACAAUGUUUAACAAGUGUGCAAUGGACCGUGUUUGUUACUCCCACAUCGACCUCACAACGGCUGCUAAGAAUGUUGAUAAUGGUGUUGUGUGUAUUAUGAUCCAUCGUGCUGGUAAAGAACUCAGGUCCCUUAAACUUGGUUGUGUUUCUUCCCGUUCAAUAUUUUUGCUUACAAGAUCUUGUCUUGCUCCACUAACUUUUAAUCACGGGGGGCUCUUGAGAAGCCUACACCUUUACAAUCUGAUACUCAUGCCUGGCAAGUCCUUAUGUGAUGUGUUGUCAGUCUGUGUUAAUCUCGCUGAUUUGAAGAUUAUUGGAUUUGUUUCAGGUGACAAGUUGAAUCCAGUAGAGCAUUUAGGGUCAAUCACGAGGAACUGUCGCUUGAUAGAGCACUUGUUCUUAGAGCACUGUGGUGGAGCUGACUCUGCAACAAGUUCAACCGUGGUAGAGUUUGUGGAUAAUUGCCCCAACUUGAGCUCGCUAACACUCUUACAAUUUGGGGUAAACGACGCCAUGGCCAGAACUAUAAUUAUGGGUUUUCGUCAACUUAAGUACAUAAAUCUGUCUGGAACUUAUGGAAUUAAUGGCUCCUUUUUGAGGGAUUUGGGACUUAGCUGCAGAGACAGUCGACUCCAGACUCUAUUGUUGUGCGACUGCUAUUAUCUAAAAGAGAGAGAAGUGUUGCUGUUUUUGAAUUCACUACUUGCGGGAGAGUUCAAAUCCAUUCGGCACAUUGACGUAUCAAGCAAACACGGUUUAGUGUCUGAUGGUGGGAUUGCGACUUUUGAACCAAAAUUUCCUGUUGAGGAGCUGAAGAAACAGAAACCAGGUCUCACUUUUGUGGCUAUUUUUCCAGCUCCGUCAUCAUCAUCGUCAUCAAGCUCAGGAGAGGUAUAUUCAGACGACACAUCUUCUUCUUCCAGGAGUUCUUAUUAUAGCUACGGUGACCAGGAAGAGGAGGAUGAUGUCAAUUCAAUAUGAAUGCAUUCUGUGUUAUUGAUCUCCAUCGAUUACAUGUUGUGGUACAUAGACAAUUCCUUGAAUGCAGGAUAUUGACUCUAUCACCUAUCACAUCUAGACUUGCCAUAUCUAACGAAUACGUUAAGUGAUGGCCAAGUAAAUAUAUUGACAAAUAUACGCUAUAAUAUUCCAAUGCCCAUCUUGCCAAGUAG